CAGAUGCCGCUAAAAUCGUGUCAUCAAUAAUUUCGAAUCGGGUGCAAUUAGUAAACAAAAACAUGGCUGCCGAGAAUGGAGAAAACGACGUACAAAAGUCGUUAUUAAAGAUUAUAUUUUUUCAUCCAUUUUUUUUUGUUUUGGCCAUUUUUACGCUCAUAUGUUCACUAUGCAUACUUAUCUUUCUUUAUCGACAACACCGUUCAAAAGAGAGUAAAACGAACUUGCCAUCAGGGCAGUCAAAGCCAAGAUUUCGAAAAAGAGACAAGAUGAUUUUCUAUGGCAAAAAAAUAAUGAGAAAGGUGCGCAACACUCGUGACGAUAUUUAUCGAAAGAGUCAUAUAAAAGCCAGACAGAAAGUGAUGUUGAAUUUUGCCAAACAAGUGCUUCAUCUUCAAGAACAGGAGCCAUGUCGUAAAAUUAAAGAACCUCCACCGGCAUUUCUCGAAGCAGACUGGAAAGAUUCAGAAGAAGCAGAACAAAGACUGCCAGCUGAAGUUGUCUAUAUGUUGAAGAGUGUUAGGGUCUUUGGUCAUUUCGAGAAACCUUUAUUCAUUGAAUUGUGUAAACAUAUUGAGACGAAGUUUUUACCUGCGAGUACUGUUCUAUCUAGCGAAGGAAUAAAUCCUCCAACCACCCUAUACAUACAUUACUUUCAUCUCAUGCAGGACGGCAGUAAACAGGCAUUAAAGAGAGUUAGUCCUGGCAACAGUGUGUUCAGUAUGUUGAGGGAUAUUGGAUGCUUUGACGUGGUUUUAUCAAUUGAAAGACCACAAACUCACGAACACAAAGUUAAAGUCGUGGCGUCCGUUGAUUCAUACAUUUUAAAAUUACCAAGUAAAGCAUUUCAAACUGUGUUUGAUCUACCGGAAUCUCUAGUGAGACUAGUACAGGUAAUUAUGUUACGUCUACAGCAAGUUACAAUGAUGGCUCUUCAUGAUUUUCUUGGCUUGACUAAUGAGCUCGUUAGCCUUGAUACGGAAGAUGCUACAAAAGUCCCGUCGUUUUAUUCCAUUUCAAAUACCAACAAAUUUCCAACAACCGAAACAAUAAAUGAUUCACGAAAAAAGAGCGCUUCGAUGGUCAAAAAUGAAGUCUUCCCUCGGAGUGCUAGCCUUGCGGCUAGGCCAGGAAAUUCCAUGAGCAAAAGUGUUCCUGUUCAAAUACCAGGUCCAAUGAAACGAAGCUACUCUCUCAAUUAUGUUCAGGAAAAGUUAAACGAUAGUGAUAUUGAUGAAACAAGUGAUUUUGCCGCAGCCUGUGGUCGAGCAAGGGCGUUUACGGAUAGGGGAUCUCGGCCCAAGUUUGAAACGGGAAGCUCUACGUCACCAGAACCCAGUCCUAAUGAUUUUGAUGUGAGCAGAUUCGACUUUCCAGUCGCUCAACGAGAAUAUGAAGACGACAAACCGAGGUUUGAACGAGGCAAUAGUUUUUACGAAGAUGAAACAAUGAUUAAAGCAAAAAAGGACAUUGCAACUAUACUUGGACUUGGGGCAAGGGAUGAAAUUUUGCUUGACGAUGUGCUGUGUUCCGCUGUCAUAUCCAAAGGAACUGUUCUUGUUAAACAGGGAGAAAUGGAUUGCAGUGUCUUUUUCCUUAUAAGUGGAUGUUUGCAAGUCUCCCAAAUGGGCAUGGAAAAUAGCGAAGAGAACAUCUUAUAUGUCGCUCGUCCCGGUGAAGUAGUCGGAAGUCUAUCGGUAAUUACCGGAGAGCCUUCGUUAUUCACAAUCAAAGCUGUCAAAUUUUGCGAAGUUGGUGUCAUGAGUAAAAGCGACAUCUAUGGGUUACUUCGACAAAGACCACGUGUCAUUUUAAAUCUAAGCACUACGCUUACUUCACGGCUUACGCCGCUGGUCAGAAAUAUCGAUUAUGCUCUUGACUGGGUACACAUGGAGGCGGGUCGUGCCAUUUAUAGGCAAGGUGAUGAAUCUGACUGUCUCUACAUUGUUCUUAACGGUCGGCUGAGGUCUGUAGUGACACAAAACAAGAAAAAGGAAUUGGUCGGUGAACAUGGCCGUGGGGAGUUGGUUGGUGUGGUUGAAGCUUUGACACAAAAUCCGCGAAUUGCCACUGUUCAUGCUGUUCGUGACACCGAGGUCGCUAUACUUCCUGACGGCCUGCUCAACGCGAUCACAAAAUACCCACAGGUUGUGAGUCGACUAAUCCAUUUAUUAGGAGAACGAAUCCUCCGUCCUAUACAAGCUUUAAAUUCAGAUCAUUCUAGUGGAGAGACAAGUGAAGUCGGAACAAAUUUAGCAACAAUAGCCAUUGUUCAAGCAUCCGAUGAAGUCCCUUUAAAUAACUUUGCGUUUGAGCUCAGUUUGGCCCUAAAUACUAUUGGGCCAACUUUAUUACUGACUAGUUUUCUUGUUCAAAGUAAACUGGGAACGUCUGCCUUGGACAGUAUGCAUGAAUAUCGUUUAUCGAAUUGGUUGGGUCAACAGGAAGAUCUUCAUCAUCUUGUUGUUUAUCAAGCAGAUCAUUACAUGUCUGCAUGGACGAAGAGAUGCAUCAGACAGGCUGACCUUAUUUUAAUUGUUGCUUUGAGUGAAAAAGAGCCAGACGUUGGACAGCUAGAAACGCAAAUGGAAAACAUGCAAGUUCGAGCACAGAAAGAGUUAGUGUUGUUACAUCGCGAUAUUAAUGAAAAACCAAUCACGAGAACUGUUGAAUGGUUAAAUGCUCGAGGAUGGAUAUCUGCUCAUCAUCAUAUCCGAUGUCCAAGGAAAGUAUUGAGCAGAAAAUCUUUAGUGGAAAAGUACCUUCAUGAUCCAAGCAACUACCCCAUUCCUACACGACAUUCAGAUUUUUCAAGACUUGCUCGCCGUUUGACUGGUACUUCCAUUGGUCUUGCCCUCGGUGGAGGCGGGGCAAGAGGAAUAUCUCACAUUGGAAUGAUUCAAGCUUUACAUGAAGCCGGAAUUCCAAUCGACAUGGUAGCUGGGACAAGUAUUGGAUCCUUAGUUGGAGCGGUUUAUGCAACCGAAGCAGAUCCCGAAAAGACUUUAGCCGUUUGUAAAGAAUGGUCAAUGAGCAUGACAUCUCUGUUUAAAAUAUUCAUGGAGUUAACUUACCCUUUCACAUCGUUUUUCUCAGGAAAUGGAUUCAAUGCCAGCAUAAGAACUGUACUUGGAGAAAAACAAAUUGAGGAUUUGUUGCUGCCCUUUUUCACCGUUACAACUGAUAUAUCAUCUUCUUGUAUGAGAGUACAUUCAAAUGGUAGUUUAUGGCGUUAUGUACGUGCAAGUAUGUCGUUAGCAGGCUAUAUGCCACCCCUUUGCGAUCCAGUUGAUGGUCACAUGUUACUAGAUGGUGGAUAUUGCAAUAAUCUUCCAGCGGAUAUCAUGAAGUCAAGGGGAACUAAAACCAUCAUUGCUGUUGACGUUGGUUCUGAAACUCCAGCUGAGUUAACAAACUAUGGCGACCAUCUUUCAGGCUGGUGGUUAUUGUGGAAUAAGUGGAAUCCUUUCAGUGAAAAAAUAUAUGUUCCUAAUAUGGCCGAGAUUCAAAGUCGUCUUGCUUACAUAUCGUGUAAUCUCCGGCUUGAACAGUUAAAAGAAAAUAAGUAUUGCGAAUUUCUGCGACCACCAAUAAACAAAUUUAGUACUUUAGAAUUUGGCAAAUUUGAUGAAAUCUUGAAAUUGGGCUAUGAUUAUGGAACUGAAAUAUUUCAAGAAUGGGCGAAAAAUAGAAGACCCGACAUGUACCCUGAUCUUUCUGCUGUUGUAUCAUCCAGUCGUCCGGAGCUUGUUGAAAAGCGUCCAAUGGGAAGCGUCAAGUCGAUUUCUGACUUCGCUAAGCUUGUUUCGCGGGUCGACCACCCGCACAAACCCCUUAAAUUCAUCACUGCGCUCCCCGAAGGUUAUGAAACGUCAGAUGAUGACGAUGUUGAACCCGAAGAUCAACCUCGUCGCACAGGAUCAUUAGGUGAUCACGAAGUACUUUUGGGAGGUGAUAGUGCCGAAGAGCAUGACGGGGUAGGAUUUUCUAGCACUGACGAUGCUGAAUACGAGUCUGAUGAUACGCAUGUCCGAAAGAGAACUGCUGCUCGGGUGUUUCGAUUGUCUAGUUCGGAACCUCCCGAAUAGUUAGGAAGCUGUCAAGUGAUUUACUUUAUUUAUGCAGUACAUGGUUGUAAAGUUGACUUUGUUCAAAAUCUCAGCCAUGUCAAAAAUUUAUAUAUUUAUUUUCAUGCAUGUAUUUUCGCCAACAGAUUUUUAAUCAAAAUGUCGUCUAUUCCCGUCUUUACACCAGACGAAUUACGAAUUUAGCUUCGUUUUGUUUAAAUUUCGAACCGAAAUUGAAAAUUUUGCUCUUGAUGCCUUUACGCAAGAAGCACAGUUAAUCCUAAAAAGUACCUCUAUGUAUCCGGUUAUACUAUUUAAUAUUGCUCUAGUAUAAUUGAAGAGAAUCUAAAUUAUAUUUCAACGGUUUCAUAA
This is a messenger RNA of Xenia sp. Carnegie-2017, 4439 nucleotides long. RefSeq names its product patatin-like phospholipase domain-containing protein 7. NCBI's taxonomy places the organism in Eukaryota, Metazoa, Cnidaria, Anthozoa, Malacalcyonacea, Xeniidae. Gene Ontology annotation, cellular component: endoplasmic reticulum. Gene Ontology annotation, biological process: phosphatidylcholine metabolic process. The record is from RefSeq and is a predicted model, not a curated record. Gene Ontology annotation, molecular function: phosphatidylcholine lysophospholipase A1 activity.